Molecule: messenger RNA, 2589 nt
Organism: Mus musculus (house mouse)
Lineage: Eukaryota; Metazoa; Chordata; Mammalia; Rodentia; Muridae
Gene: Mrpl45
Product: mitochondrial ribosomal protein L45
Exons: 8
Coding region: 952-2046 (364 amino acids)
Cellular component (GO): mitochondrion
Source: RefSeq, a predicted model, not a curated record
GUUAGGAUGUGUUACAUAGUCUGUGUGGCUCCAGGAUGACCUGGUUAUCACACUGGGAUUCCUUUAACCACUGAAUGUGAAGCGAUUUUGGAGUUGUUAAACUCUAUGUACCUGACUCUCAGUUCUGCCAAUUAUUUGUUUAAAUUUGAAUUACAUAUUUAGUAUCUCUGGCCCAACCAUAUAUGUAAAAGCAGGAAUAUUUAUUGCUUGUGGUGAGGAUUAAGUUGAUAUAUGUAAAAUGCUUAAAUUGCCAGGCGCCUAGUAAACAAUUUUGAAAUACCAGUUAUUACCAAAUUUGGUAAGUGGUAUUUUUGGAAAUGAUAUGUUUUGGGAAAUGACAGAUUCUUGUUAACCCACGUGCCUUUUGCUUUUCAGUAAUCACAGCGGUCAGCUUCCCUAACGGAAAGGUAUGAAAGAAUUUUCACAUAGAAAACUAGGUUGGUUAAAGGUUUAAGGUUAUACUGCAUUUUGAGGUCAGAAACACACCCAGAAACUAUCAUUUUCGCCCUAAAUACCUCCAGUGAAUUCCUUGUAAUGAAAGAAAACACUUAUCUUAAAGGCUUCUGAUUUCAGAGGGAAGCACUUUUUCGUUUUUUUCACCGAUUGUAAAUAAGGUGUAACAAUGUGUUAAGGAACCAGGAAUGCAGCAACCAGAGUCCCACAGAAGCCUCCUGCGCAGGCGCAGCUGGCUCUCCCCGUCUCCGACUGGCGCGUGACAGCCGUGCGGUUUACCCUACUUCCAAAGUGGUUUCAUUGCGCACGCGCGAACCCACUGCGCGUGCCCGCGCGCCCCUCCCCUGGAGAGCGUGCGCGUGCGCGCGACUCACCUUUCGGCCUGGGGCGCGCGCCCUGGAAAAUUCCACUCCCCAGCUCGCUCCGCCCUCUGCGCCUUUUCUCCGGCUCGGUGAUCUGCGGCUAGGCUAGCAUCCCGGCGGCCUUUGCGCGAGCAAAAUGGCGGCCCCCGUACCUCGGGGCUUGUCCUCCUUAUACAGGACUUUGGGAUGGUGGUCUCGGCAGCCCAUUCUGGUGACUCAGUCCACAACUGUAGUUCAAGUUAAAACCAAAAGCCGUUUUAGACCCCCAACUCCUGAACCCAAGUACAAAACAGAGAAGGAGUUUUUGGAGUAUGCCAGGAAAGCGGGAUUGGUCAUUCCACAGGAACGGUUGGAGCGCCCUAUACAUUUGGCCUGUACAGCUGGUAUAUUUGAUCCCUAUGUUCCACCAGAGGGUGAUGCUCGAAUGUCAUCUCUUUCAAAGGAAGGAUUGACGCAGAGAACUGAGCGAUUGAGAAAGAAUGCGGCAUCACAGCUGGCAAUCCGAAAGAUAAGAGAAUUUGAUGCAAAUUUUAAAACAAAAGACUUCCCUGAAAAAGCUAAGGAUAUUUUCAUUGAAGCUCACCUUUGUCUAAACAACUCAGACCAUGACCGGCUUCAUACCUUGGUAACCGAACACUGUUUUCCGUGCUUGAAAGACGAAAUCAGUGGUUCUACUGGCUACAGACUGAGACCCUGUCUCCACCCCAUUCCCACCCUAAAAUGGGGAGAAAGAAUGGAGGCACUUCCUGUUGGUUGCAGCAUUGUCUGGGCAGUGCCUCACAGGAGGGGAACCCCAGUGAACUCUUCUCUUCUCCCUCAGGACAUGGUCUGGGACCUCAAGUACAAGACUGUACGCUGGGGCUUUGUGGAAUCUCUAGAGCCAGCCCAAGUGGUUCAUGUCCGUUGCUCAGGCCUGGUGAACCAGAGCAACAUGUAUGGCCAGGUCACUGUGCGCCUACACACUCGGCAGACUUUGGCCAUUUAUGAUCGGUUUGGCAGAUUGAUGUAUGGACAGGAAGAUGUGCCCAAGGAUGUCCUGGAAUAUGUGGUGUUUGAAAGACACUUGAUGAACCCGUAUGGGAGCUGGAGAAUGCAUGCCAAGAUUGUGCCCGCGUGGGCACCCCCUAAGCAGCCCAUCCUCAAGACCUUGAUGAUUCCUGGUCCUCAGCUGAAACCCUGGGAGGAGUACGAAGAGACUCAAGGGGAGGCCCAGAAGCCUCAGCUAGCCUGAUGGCGUUAAUGACUCCUGAGGAGCCUAGCAGUUGUGGUGAACAUCUUUAAUCCCAGCACUCAGAAGGCAGAGGCAGGUGGAUUUCUGUGAGUUCAAGGCCAGUCUGGUCUACAGAGCAAGUUGCAGGACAACCAGAGCUACACAGAGAAACCCUGUCUCAGGAAAAAAAAACAAAAAGAAAAAAGACAAAAAGACUCCUGAGGUGUUCCGAUGGGGCUGCAAAGUCACCUGUACCCACCUGUACCCCGAAGGCUUCCCGUGCUGUCUCCUGUCCUGCCUGGGUCAGCAGUCCCCCAAGCCCCUCACAGUCAUGGCUGAUUGUGUGGCCAGGUGGUGGCUGGGGUGCCCCGCCUUGGAGCAUCUUCUGUUUACAGCCAUGUUCAGCUUCUGAGGUGAAAUGAGAAGCAGCAGCAGAGAGAACAAACGCGACACUGGGCUUUUCCCAGCAGCAGCAAGCUGUGGCAUCAGACCCACAGCUUUCUUUUUUCUAAUUAUAGGCCGAGUCAGCAUUUGGAAUAAAAUACUGUCAAAGAGUUGGAUAAA